This is a messenger RNA of Ipomoea nil (Japanese morning glory), 3147 nucleotides long. RefSeq names its product ATP-dependent Clp protease ATP-binding subunit ClpA homolog CD4B, chloroplastic. Gene Ontology annotation, biological process: cellular response to heat. The transcript is spliced from 10 exons. Gene Ontology annotation, molecular function: protein binding; ATP hydrolysis activity; ATP binding. Bases 154 to 2937 code for a protein of 927 amino acids. NCBI's taxonomy places the organism in Eukaryota, Viridiplantae, Streptophyta, Magnoliopsida, Solanales, Convolvulaceae. Gene Ontology annotation, cellular component: cytoplasm. The record is from RefSeq and is a predicted model, not a curated record.
UGCUUUAAAAACAUGUGUGUAUCUAUAUCAUCAUCUCUCUAUCUUCCAUAUUAUCCUUCCCCUCUCCUCUUUUCCCCUUCGCUCGCUCUCUCUCUCUCUUUCUUUCUCUCUCCUGAUUUUUUCAUAUUGUGAUCCGGAUCUCUUGGAGGCAUCAUGGCUAGGGUUUUAGUUCAGUCAACUAACAUCCCUUCUUUGGUUGCUGGUGAAGCAAUUGGACAAUUCAAGGGAUCUGGAAAAGGAAAAGGAAAAGGAAAAAGGGUAGUUGCAAUGCUUUGUAGUUCACAGUCACCUUCUUUGAAGUUGAGAAGUUUUACUGGAUUGCGUGGUGGCAAUGCCUUAGAUACAAUGGCACGUUCUGGGCAAACACUUCAUUCUAAGGUAGCUGCUGCAACUUCUGGUAGACGAGGGAGAGGUAGCCGUGCUGUUGUUAAAGCUAUGUUUGAGCGCUUCACUGAGAAAGCAAUAAAAGUCAUUAUGCUUGCCCAAGAGGAGGCAAGACGUCUUGGCCACAAUUUUGUUGGCACUGAACAAAUUCUAUUGGGUCUUAUUGGUGAGGGAACUGGAAUUGCUGCUAAGGUUCUUAAAUCCAUGGGAAUCAAUUUAAAAGAUGCUCGUGUGGAGGUGGAGAAGAUAAUUGGAAGGGGCAGUGGCUUCGUUGCUGUUGAGAUUCCGUUUACUCCCCGUGCAAAGCGUGUGUUGGAACUCUCUUUAGAGGAAGCCCGUCAACUAGGGCAUAACUAUAUUGGGUCAGAGCACUUGCUUCUUGGAUUGCUUCGAGAGGGUGAAGGAGUGGCUGCUCGUGUUCUUGAAAACUUGGGUGCUGACCCAAGUAACAUUAGAACACAGGUCAUCCGAAUGGUUGGUGAGAGUGCUGAAGCUGUUGGUGCUGCUGUUGGAGGUGGAACUUCAGGACAAAAGAUGCCGACAUUAGAGGAGUAUGGUACCAAUUUGACAAAGUUAGCUGAGGAGGGAAAACUGGAUCCUGUAGUUGGAAGGCAGGAUCAAAUUGAGCGGGUAACUCAAAUUUUGGGUCGGCGUACAAAGAACAAUCCUUGCCUUAUUGGAGAACCAGGUGUUGGGAAAACGGCUAUUGCUGAAGGCUUAGCUCAACGAAUUGCUAAUGGUGAUGUUCCUGAAACAAUUGAGGGAAAGAAGGUUAUUACCCUGGAUAUGGGUCUUCUUGUUGCUGGGACAAAAUAUCGUGGAGAGUUUGAGGAGAGGCUAAAGAAGCUGAUGGAAGAAAUUAAACAGAGUGAUGAGAUUAUACUGUUUAUUGAUGAAGUACACACAUUGAUUGGUGCUGGAGCAGCGGAAGGGGCAAUUGAUGCAGCAAAUAUUUUGAAACCUGCUCUUGCUCGAGGUGAACUUCAGUGCAUUGGUGCUACAACACUCGAUGAAUACCGCAAGCAUAUUGAGAAGGAUCCGGCACUAGAGAGAAGAUUCCAACCAGUUAAGGUCCCUGAACCAACUGUGGAUGAAACCAUACAGAUCCUGAAAGGGCUUAGGGAGCGUUACGAAAUCCAUCACAAGCUGCGUUAUACAGAUGAGGCACUGGUUGCUGCUGCACAGCUUUCAUAUCAGUACAUCAGUGACCGUUUCCUGCCUGAUAAAGCAAUUGAUUUGGUUGAUGAGGCUGGUUCUCGUGUUAGACUGCGCCAUGCCCAGCUUCCCGAGGAAGCAAGAGAACUUGAGAAAGAGCUAAGGCAGAUAACAAAGGAGAAGAACGAAGCUGUCCGGGGUCAAGAUUUUGAGAAGGCUGGGGAAUUACGUGACAGGGAAAUGGAUCUCAAGGCACAAAUCUCGGCGUUGAUAGACAAAAACAAAGAAAUGAGCAAGGCUGAAAGUGAGGCUGGAGAAGAAGGUCCAAUUGUGACCGAAGCUGAUAUUCAGCACAUUGUGUCUUCAUGGACUGGCAUACCUGUUGAGAAGGUGUCGACAGAUGAAUCUGAUCGACUGCUAAAAAUGGAAGAAACAUUGCACAGACGAGUGAUUGGCCAAGAUGAAGCAGUGAAGGCGAUUAGUCGUGCUAUUCGACGUGCUCGUGUUGGGCUUAAGAACCCCAACCGCCCUAUAGCCAGCUUUAUCUUUUCCGGUCCAACUGGUGUCGGAAAGUCUGAACUGGCCAAGGCGUUGGCUGCCUACUACUUCGGUUCAGAGGAAGCAAUGAUUCGUCUUGAUAUGAGUGAAUUCAUGGAAAGACACACCGUGUCAAAGCUGAUUGGUUCUCCUCCCGGUUAUGUCGGUUACACUGAAGGUGGUCAAUUGACCGAGGCUGUUCGUCGUAGGCCUUACACUGUUGUGCUUUUCGAUGAGAUCGAGAAGGCUCAUCCCGAUGUCUUCAACAUGAUGCUUCAAAUUCUCGAGGAUGGAAGGCUCACAGACAGCAAGGGCAGGACAGUGGACUUCAAGAACACACUUCUAAUCAUGACAUCGAACGUUGGAAGUAGUGUGAUAGAGAAGGGAGGGCGUCGCAUCGGUUUUGAUCUCGGGUAUGACGAGAAAGAUAGUAGUUACAACCGAAUCAAGAGCUUGGUGACGGAGGAACUAAAGCAAUACUUCAGGCCGGAAUUCUUGAACAGAUUGGACGAGAUGAUUGUGUUCCGACAGCUCACAAAACUGGAAGUGAAGGAAAUAGCGGAUAUCAUGCUUAAGGAGGUAUACGAGAGACUUAAGAAUAAGGAAAUAGAGCUUCAAGUGACUGAGAGGUUUAGGGACAGGGUGGUGGAUGAAGGAUAUAACCCAAGCUACGGGGCGAGGCCACUAAGAAGAGCCAUUAUGAGACUUCUUGAGGAUAGCAUGGCUGAAAAGAUGCUUGCACGCGAGAUCAAAGAAGGGGAUUCAGUUAUAGUAGAUGUAGAUUCAGAUGGUAACGUGACGGUCCUCAAUGGAAGUAGCGGUACUCCUCCAGAGCCAACGCCCGAGCCAAUUGCUGUGUAGAUCAAAAUGGGCAGUAGAAUUUCUUGUUUUGUAUUUGCUUUCUCCUCUCCCUGGAUCUGGGUUAAAAGUUAAAAGGCAGCUGUUACUGGAUUGAUUGCUUGCUUUGGUAGUAAGUAGUAGUAUUACAUACAUACAUUUCUGAGUUGGAUGGAUGUACCCUACUAAAUUGGAUUUUACCAACUAGUAUUAUUAUUAUUAUUAUUAUUAUUA